AUGCGGCAGAACCAUUGGACGUUCGAGAUGAUGGCGAUUCGGGCAGUUCUAGAAGGGACGCCGACGAUUUCCAAGCAAGGAGGAAAGAGCGCGGCUUCGGCGAAGGGCGGCGGAGUAACGGUGCAGGCGACGCGGCGCGGACGUGGCGGGAAAACGGUGACGGUGGUGGAGGGGCUGCGAUUGGCUGGCGGCGAUGCUGAGGUGGCAGCUCUGCUGAAGAAGCUUAAAGUGGCCCUCGGGAGUGGCGGCGCCGUGAAAGACGGAUGCCUUGAACUGCAGGGGGACGUGGCAGAGCGAGUGGUGGAGCUGCUGGGAGGCAUGGGCGUGCAGGCCAAGAGGAGUGGGGGAAAGGGGAAGUAG
Closterium sp. Yama58-4 is the source of this 360-nucleotide messenger RNA. The record is from the annotation of a GenBank genome assembly. NCBI's taxonomy places the organism in Eukaryota, Viridiplantae, Streptophyta, Zygnematophyceae, Desmidiales, Closteriaceae.